This is a messenger RNA of Xyrichtys novacula (pearly razorfish), 18734 nucleotides long. NCBI's taxonomy places the organism in Eukaryota, Metazoa, Chordata, Actinopteri, Labriformes, Labridae. The record is from the annotation of a GenBank genome assembly.
AUGACACUCACUCUUCAACUGGUUGUGCUCCUUGGCUUGAGCAGUGGACUGUGGAUGGGAGCAAAUGUAAGUAUUGCUUGAUUUUGAUGCGGCAUCAUGGGCUGUACUGCAAGCUGUAGAUGCUGGAAAAAACAAAUAUAUUGGUGGCCCUUGAACUCAUUAAAGUCAGAGAAAAGCAUGUUUACAUAAAAAAAAAACUUACUUCCAUGCUUACUCCCCAUUUAAUUAAUUCCAAAUAAAUCUGAGAACAUUGAAAAAGGAAGGCAUCACAACUGAUAUGACUGUAGUUCACAGAAGUUGAACCUUUUGGUAAAAAUGAAUUUGUUUUUCAGCACUGUUUCCACAAAGUUACUUUUUUUCACAAAGUCGUACAUAUUGUGAUACUUUCCUCCAUGAUUUAAGUCCUUUCUCAGAAUCAUGAGGGUAAAUUUCUCUUGUAGUUUGUAGACAGGAAAGUUACCUAAGGUUUAAUCUUUUGGAUUUAUCUAUUGUUAACAUUGUGUUUUCUUAAUUCACAGGCAAAAUGUCCAAAAAAAGGUUGGUACACGGUUUUCUUGACUUUUGUGUACAAGGCUGUACACAGUAGGUACAAUUUUGUGUCUGCAGCCAAGCUUGAGGUGCUCUAUAGCUGCUCAGCCUCGUCUCAGUUAUCGACUCAAAGUUACUGAAUGAAUAGAGGAAGAAUUAUAUCAUCUUAAUAAGCAGCUGCUACACAAUUUAACCAUUAUUGAAAAAUUACUAAUAUUUAAUGUCUAACAUGACAUUUGUGUUUGUAGGGGACUGCUGUAUGGUUUGCCCUGAGGGGUGGAUGAAGCAUGACUCUCGCUGUUACAUGUUUCACGCUAAAGCGAUGGACUGGUGUGAUGCUGAGGUUCUUAAUUAUAAGAUACCUAUGAUUCUGUAUUUAUUUAAUGUCUUUGUUACAGGAUACAUUUGUAGGACCUCAGUCUGAUGCAAAUAUUAUAAUUUUAGUCUAUAUUCAAUCAUUUUUGAUGUUUAUCCAAUGCUCCCUCUUGCUUUGUUUGCUGUCCUUAGUCCACUUGCGUGAAGGAAGGGGGCAAUUUGGUUUCCAUACGUAAACCUGAAGAUGCUGACUUUCUGAGAAAACAGGUGGUCAAGUUAACAGGACAGAUCAGACGACUAUGGCUUGGAGGUUAUGUGGCGCAUAAGGUCAGUGACGAAGUAUACUUACCAUUGUAGGAAAGAUAGAGGCUGCCAGAAAACACUAGUUGAACAUAGUUGAGGUCAAUAAACAGCAGAAAAAAAUGGUAGAUUUAUUUUUGGGAAACUGUUCCAGUAUUCUGCCCUUUUUCUUCCCUUGGUGGCAUUUGGUAACCUCUGAUCCAAUUGAGUUUUUCAGUAAUAAAAAUUAUUACAUCCUGAUCAGAUCUUUUUUGUUUUUCUCAGGAUCAUUGCUGGAAAUGGAGUGAUGGCUCAGAUAUAACUGGCUUCACUGGCUGGGGUGCAGGUGAGCCAAACAACGUUGAUGAAAAAGAACACUGCAUGGAGCUGAUGCACACAGGUACAAAAUUACUGUUAUUACCUUUUGUGAUUUUUGAGAAAUCUUUUGGUUAUUUUGAAUGCGACAAACUACUUAAAGUCUUUAAGAAAAGGUUAUCUGUUUAGAAGGUUGAACAACAGAUGUUUACAUGUUGAACUUAAGGAUGAGUUAUAAUAAUCACCCAGAGUUUGAUCACUUGGUUAUGUGUAUGUUUUCAUACAGACCUCCAGCCAAUCAACGAUGCUCCAUGUGACGUCCUUAAAGGCUUCUUCUGUGCUAGAGACCCUGAAAUGCAACAAGAUUAAAGGCAACAUCUUCAGUGGUACUGAUGUCAUUGCCUUGGCUGUCCUCACAUGUUGAUGAAUCAACGAAAUGUGUCACAAUAAACAAGUUCUUAGCAUUCAGUAUGAUGCCUCUGUCCUCAUCUGUCCAACACCAACAGUCACAAUAUCUCACGUUUCAUAACAGAGGAAAAACAGAUCGUAUAGGUUGCCUUUGAACACAGUAACACAGUGUAUAAAUAUAAACUGCAUGUGCUGAUCUAACAUAAAAAUAGAAUUGGAUCGUAACCUAGUAUUGAAUGCGAUCAAAUAAUUUACCAAUCGUCUACCACUUUUGCUUUUCCUUCCCUCUCUGACAAAUUUUAUGAUUGCAGUAUUCUUCAGAUUACACCUUUUAUAUGAGCUUGGCAUGUCUUACUUUCAGGUCUUGCAGCUUUUCAGAGCUUAGUCAUGGCUCACACAUACUUAUCUUGCAACAGACUUAUCUUACAGACUAGCACAAUGUGCAGCAAUCCCAAAGACAGGGAUACUGUCUUUGAACAGUCCUUUCAGCUAAGUUUCUCAGUCCUGCUACUGUCCCUGCUUAUCCUGGAUCACAGCCAUCUCAUGGUGUUCUAUUAUGGACAUGCCCGCCCCACUAUAAGCUUCCUUUUUUAAUUUCGUACUGAUUUGGCUAAAGUGAGCCCUAAGCUCCUUGGGUUUGUUGCAUAGUACCUACCAUUUUACUGAAAACUGGUUGAUUUGACACAACUCAGACUCCCAUGUGGAUCUACCUGGCUUCACUCUCAUGAGGUUUCCUUUUUUAUUUGUUAAAGAGAGACAGUGUACAUUAAUGAACAUUUUAAAAAGAUAAAAUGUAAAUGGACCCAAUUGUAGCCGCAAGGCUAAUUUCCAUUGGUAGUCCCCCUGCCAGAAGGAACAUGGCUACCUAAAAAGGUGGGAAAUCAGCAACUACAUAAAAAUGUAGUUGGUGUAGGUGGGGUGUUAUUUUCUCUAAGAAACAAUUGAUACAGACUCUACAUCCUGUUUACAAAAAAAAACACUAGUGGUGGAUAGCUCCUUUCUCUUUGCUGAGGAAUGGAGGGAUUCAGAAGAUCCUUUGUACCCACAACCAUCAGACCUUUUAAUUCUUCUAAAAAUAGAUGACAUGUGAUUCCAGACAAACAUAUCCUGCUGCUAGGAUUGCAAAGUGGCACAGCUACUGGAACAGCCUUGGCAGCCAGACAACCCCAGGGACAGAGAGAGGCAUCACCCCAGAUGAAUGUCUCGCUACUGGCCAUGACCAGCCUUGGACUGUCUAGAAAACCUUAAACAACCUGAGGGUCAGUGGAGGAUGUUGCAGGGCGUUCAUGAAGAAAUGGAACCUAACUUCCAAUGCAAUUGGCAGAUCCUAAUGCCUUUGCACUUGCCUUUAACAACCACUGGAGAAACAUGAUACAAAACAAGAGUAGACAAGAAAUGAAUUCAAUUGAACAGAGAUGGGAAAAAAGGAUUUCAAACCAUUGUAAUUUGCGCUCAUUCAUAUUUUAAGAAAUGCCCAAACUUCACUGGGUUUGUGGUUUGUAUGUCAUUGGAAACCUUUGACUUAUGAUGGCAGAGGACACAGAAAUUUGCAAUCAUUUUUACUUUUGUGAAUACCAUGCGAAACCAAAAGCCAAUUAAAGGCUUACGUUCCUUGUUUUUCAUCAACUUCUAAUUUGUUGCAGCUCUCUUCAUUGUCAAGGGUUAAUUUGUAGAUCUAAUUUGCAUCUUCAGUAUUUACUUGAUUAUAAUCUUGUUGACUGACAGAGAAAAUUGUUUCAGUAAAUACUAGUUGAUUAAUUGAUUGAUUGAUUAUACUCACUGUAUGAGUGAAGGUCAGAGGGCAUCUGACCUUUAGACCGAUGAGCAAAAUAUCCUGAAAUUAUGUGAAUCAACAGGAACCCUUCUUUUGCAGUCAGCAGCUGACAUCUUUCUAGAUAGGUUGUUAGACUUAAGAGGAAUUAACUUAAAAAUAACUUGAGAGAGGGCACUGAUCAAGAGGUUCAGUUGAUAAUUCCUUGCAUUUCAUAAAAAGGUAAAGACAGAGCCCCAAAAAGCUGAAGAAUGGGAUGACAUUUGACUUCCACACCCCUAACUGUAUUCUUCUCUGCUCCUAAAUGUUUUAACAAGCAAAAACUACAGAAUGUUACAAGAUGACGUAUCUGCUUGAAGGGUAGAAAUGUGCAGCCAUGCUCCCGGCUUGGAUGGUUGAAAUGCGUACAUGCUGUCCCGGUUUAAAUGGGUUAAGUAAGGGAGAAGACACAAACAAGCUUGUACACAAAUAUAAUAGUUAUCUCAUCCUUUGGCAUUGCCUUUAUACCAUCAUAAUCAGAAUGGACUGCUGGUAAAAGGAAGGUAUUUUUAUCGAAAGUUGUUGCUGUUGUCGCCUUCUAUUUUUUUUAUAAGACAGUUUGUGCCUUUAUUCUGAUAUGGGUUGACUGUACUUUGAGGGUGACAGAAUAAAAGAUAGAAAAUCUGAUAUUUCCAAAUAGUAACUGCUGAUGGCAUCAAACCCACAGCGCAAUAAAAGCUACAUCUCACCGGCACUCUUCACCAUGCACUCUACCCACUCACCCAUUAAUUUCUCUGUAAUCCAUGGGGUUGGUGUAGUAUCUGACAUGUUCACGGUUAUUCCUGUGUUUAAAAAGGGUCUCAAUUUAUGUUUCCAGACAAGAACAUCAUUCAUUACAGAUAAAGAUUAACUUAAUGUAAGACAUGAGUUUCACAAAGCAUCUUUCGGAAGCCCGUCGGACAUUCUCGUAGAUGCAGCUAAACUAAGCCUGACAGUAAGCCUGCCUGGGACUAGGCUUGUCGCGCUGGCUGAGUUACCAUAGUUAUCAAACCACGCAUGCCCUGAGCCUCGUUUGUGGAACCUAACUCUCACUAAAGUUAGCAAGACUAACAGAAAUAAGCCAGGCUUUGAGCUAAGCUAGCUUCGUGGAAUACCCCGCUGAUGCAACACAAUGGUAAACAUGCCAUGUCUGAAAUGUUUGAAACCUGCAGCUGUAUGGGUGACGAGGCCUUAACGUGUUUGCACAGUGUUAAAUGAAUCAUUCUGGUAAAAUAGUACAGGCUUGGGUUUGUCACCAUAAUGACCAAGUGACGACUGAUGAAAUAUUUCAUUAUGUGUCUAAUAUGCCAAUGAAAACAUGAUUAAACAAAGAAGAGUCCACCUCACUCAUGAGAAAGUGUGAUAGUUCGAUAUUCAGUAUUUAAUUUUUUAUGACGAAUAUCAAAUAAAACAUAGAGGUGAUAUAACCUUAAAUUAAUGAUGUGAGUGUUUGAAACUCUAAACAUUUAUGUAGAAUCCAUUUUUUAAAAUGCAUCCUUGUUCUUAUCUAUUCAUCAUGGUGAACAUUUUCCACAAAUAGUUUUUCAAUUGCAACUGUGAUAUAAAGCUGUUAAAAAAAAAGAGUUUAUUGUAUGAGUAAUAUUGUCCUAGUUCUUUCUAGUAAUAUGCAAAUUUCCAAAUCAAACCAUCAGUAUAAGGUAUAAAAGGAGUAGUUUCUCUCCAAGACAUUGUCUGAUUUCUCCAAAUCCAGCCUUAACUGAUCAUCACAGCAAGGUAGGAGUUUGGGUCUUUCUUCUUUUCACUGUAUUUGCUGCCUAUAAUCUUGGUUUGUUCCUCACUCUAUUUCAUAAUUUACUAUAAUGGAGGUAACCACGAUGUUAUUCCAUUAUAAUUGAAAAAGAAAUAUCUUAAAGCUACAAGGAAAUUCUACAACUGAUCUGGAACAGCUUAUCACAGUCCUGUUUUUAUCUAAAUCGUGAACCAUGAAUUAGCUAGAAAUUCAUAUCCCUACAGUGUGAAAAUGUUUUUUAAUUUGAUGAGUUUUCUGUUACCCAAGAUCAAAGAUGGAUCUGCGGUAACAUUGAAGUCCUCACUAAGAUGAAACAUUGAGUAAUGACUUCCAAUAAUGUAUCUUGAGUAGACUGAAGAAAAAAAAAAAUUUUAAGUUUAUACAUGUACAAUGACCUUAGAUAACGCAAGUGUCUGUGAAAGAGUUUUACUCUUACAACCUCUGAUCUCUAAGCAGAUGACACUCACUCUUCAACUGGUUGUGCUCCUUUGCUUGAGCAGUGGACUGUGGAUGGGAGCAAAUGUAAGUAUUGCUUGAUUUUGAUGCUGCACCAUGGGCUGUACUGCAAGCUACAGAUGCUGGAAAAAAAACAAGUAUAUAGGUGGCCCUUGAACUUAUUAAAGUUAGUGAAAAGCAUGUUUACAUUAAAAGAACUUACUUCCAUGCUAAGUCCUCAUUUAAUUAAUUCCAAAUGAAUCUAUGAACAUUGAAAAAGGAAAACAUCACAACUGAUAUGACUGUAGUUUAUGUGAAGUUAUACUUUUUGGUGAAAAUGAAUUCCGUUUUUAGUUCUGUUUCCUAAAAAUACCUUGUUAUUAUGAUUUAGGUUAAAUCUCUUAAGCAUUUAUCUAUUUGCUAACCUUUUUUUUUUCAUUCACAGGCAAAAUGUCCAAAAAAAGGUUGGCAUAUUUAUCUUUUACUUUUGUGUACAAGACUGAAAAUACAGUAGGUAUAAUAUUGUGUCUACAGCCAAGCUUGAAGGGCUCUAUAGCUGUACAUCCUUAACUCAGUGAUCAACUCAAAGUUACUGACCAGUGUGUAAAGGAAAAGACUUAUUUCAUCUUAAUGGGCAGAUGGCUAAAUAAUUUAACCAUUAUUAAAUGAUUAUCAUUAUUCUGUCUUACAUGACAUUUGUGUUUGUAGGGGACUGCUGUAUGGUUUGCCCUGAUGGGUGGAUGGAGCAUGACUCUCGCUGUUACAUGUUUCAUGCUGGAGAAAAGGACUGGUGUGAUGCUGAGGUUCUUAAUAAUAAGAUACUUGUGAUUCUGUAUUUAUUUAACAUCUUUGUUUUUAGAUAAAUUCGUAGGACCUCAGUCUGGUGUAAAUAUGAUUAUUUAACUCUAUUCAAUCAUUUUCAGUGUUUAUCCAAUGCUCCCUCUCCCCUUUUUACUGUCUCUAGUCCACUUGUGUGGCGCAAGGGGGCAAUUUGGUUUCCAUCCGUAAACCUGAAGAUGCUGACUUUCUGAGAGGAAAGGUGCAAGAGUUGACAGGAGCGAUCAAACGACUUUGGCUUGGAGGUUAUAAGGCGCAUAAGGUAAGUGACGGAUGUAUACUUACCAUUAUAAGAAAGAUAGGGGCUGUAAGAAAACACUACAUAGUUGAGGUCAAUAAACAGCAGAAAAAAAUGGUAGAUUUAUUUUUGGGAAACUGUUCCAGUAUUCUUCCCUUUUUCUUCCCUUGGUGGCAUUUGGAAACCUCUGAUCCAAUCCAGUUUUUCAGUAAUAAAAAUUAUUACAUCCUGAUCAGAUCUUUUUUGUUUUUCUCAGGAAACUUGCUGGAAAUGGAGUGAUGGCUCAGAUAUAACUGGCUUCACUGGCUGGGGUGCAGGUGAACCAAAUAACGUUGAUGGCAUAGAACACUGCAUGGAGCUGAUGCACACAGGUAUGAAUUUUCUGUUAUCGCUCUUUUGUAAUUUUUGAGAAAUCUUUUGGUUAUUUUGAAUGCGACAAACUACUUAGUCUUUAAGAAAAAGUUUAGAAGGUUGAACAACAGAUGUUUACAUGUUGAACUUAAGGAUGAGUUAUAAUAAUCACCCAGAGUUUGAUCACUUGGUUAUGUGUAUGUUUUCAUACAGACCUCCAGCCUAUCAACGAUGCUCCAUGUGACGUCCUUAAAGGCUUCUUCUGUGCUAGAGACCCUGAAAUGCAACAUGAUGCAACAUGGAAAAUCAUACUUUUUUAACGAAAUGUGUCACAAUAAAGAAGUUCUUAGCAUUCAGUAUGAUGUCUCUGUCCUCAUCUGUCCAACACCAACAGUCACAAUAUCUCACGUUUCAUAACAGAGGAAAAACAGAUCGUAUAGGUUGCCUUUGAACACAGUAACACAGUGUAUAAAUAUAAACUGCAUGUGCUGAUCUAACAUAAAAAUAGAAUUGGAUCGUAACCUAGUAUUGAAUGCGAUCAAAUAAUUUACCAAUCGUCUACCACUUUUGCUUUUCCUUCCCUCUCUGACAAAUUUUAUGAUUGCAGUAUUCUUCAGAUUACACCUUUUAUAUGAGCUUGGCAUGUCCUACUUUCAGGUCUUGCAGCUUUUCAGAGCUUAGUCAUGGCUCACACAUACUUAUCUUGCAACAGACUUAUCUUACAGACUAGCACAAUGUGCAGCAACCCCAAAGACAGGGAUACUGUCUUUGAACAUAAAUGCCUUUAUAGGUAUGCCUGAUAUUGUAAGUGCUGGGGUGACAGUAGUAUGUUCUAAGCAACCCCUGUCAGGAAUUUGAACUAAUUUUCCAUAAUGCUGUAUAAGUCCUUUCAGCUAAGUUUCUCAGUCCUGCUACUGUCCCUGCUUAUCCUGGAUCACAGCCAUCUCAUGGUGUCCUAUUAUGGACAUGCCCGCCCCACUAUAAGCUUCCUUUUUUAAUUUCGUACUGAUUUGGCUAAAGUGAGCCCUAAGCUCCUUGGGUUUGUUGCAUAGUACCUACCAUUUUACUGAAAACUGGUUGAUUUGACACAACUCAGACUCCCAUGUGGAUCUACCUGGCUUCACUCUCAUGAGGUUUCCUUUUUUAUUUGUUAAAGAGAGACAGUGUACAUUAAUGAACAUUUUAAAAAGAUAAAAUGUAAAUGGACCCAAUUGUAGCCGCAAGGCUAAUUUCCAUUGGUAGUCCCCCUGCCAGAAGGAACAUGGCUACCUAAAAAGGUGGGAAAUCAGCAACUACAUAAAAAUGUAGUUGGUGUAGGUGGGGUGUUAUUUUCUCUAAGAAACAAUUGAUACAGACUCUACAUCCUGUUUACAAAAAAAAAACACUAGUGGUGGAUAGCUCCUUUCUCUUUGCUGAGGAAUGGAGGGAUUCAGAAGAUCCUUUGUACCCACAACCAUCAGACCUUUUAAUUCUUCUAAAAAUAGAUGACAUGUGAUUCCAGACAAACAUAUCCUGCUGCUAGGAUUGCAAAGUGGCACAGCUACUGGAACAGCCUUGGCAGCCAGACAACCCCAGGGACAGAGAGAGGCAUCACCCCAGAUGAAUGUCUCGCUACUGGCCAUGACCAGCCUUGGACUGUCUAGAAAACCUUAAACAACCUGAGGGUCAGUGGAGGAUGUUGCAGGGCGUUCAUGAAGAAAUGGAACCUAACUUCCAAUGCAAUUGGCAGAUCCUAAUGCCUUUGCACUUGCCUUUAACAACCACUGGAGAAACAUGAUACAAAACAAGAGUAGACAAGAAAUGAAUUCAAUUGAACAGAGAUGGGAAAAAAGGAUUUCAAACCAUUGUAAUUUGCGCUCAUUCAUAUUUUAAGAAAUGCCCAAACUUCACUGGGUUUGUGGUUUGUAUGUCAUUGGAAACCUUUGACUUAUGAUGGCAGAGGACACAGAAAUUUGCAAUCAUUUUUACUUUUGUGAAUACCAUGCGAAACCAAAAGCCAAUUAAAGGCUUACGUUCCUUGUUUUUCAUCAACUUCUAAUUUGUUGCAGCUCUCUUCAUUGUCAAGGGUUAAUUUGUAGAUCUAAUUUGCAUCUUCAGUAUUUACUUGAUUAUAAUCUUGUUGACUGACAGAGAAAAUUGUUUCAGUAAAUACUAGUUCUGUCACACAAUAUAAACAUACAUAUUGGCUUGUCACAAUGGUGUGCCCUUUCACCCUUGCUCGAUGUUGUACACUGAUGGUUGAUUUAUUAAUUAAUUGAUUGAUUGAUUAUACUCACUGUAUGAGUGAAGGUCAGAGGGCAUCUGACCUUAAGACCGAUGAGCAAAAUAUCCUGAAAUUAUGUGAAUCAACAGGAACCCUUCUUUUGCAGUCAGCAGCUGACAUCUUUCUAGAUAGGUUGUUAGACUUCAGAGGAUUUAACUUAAAAAUAACUUGAGAGAGGGCACUGAUCAAGAGGUUCAGUUGAUAAUUCCUUGCAUUUCAUAAAAAGGUAAAGACAGAGCCCCAAAAAGCUGAAGAAUGGGAUGACAUUUGACUUCCACACCCCUAACUGUAUUCUUCUCUGCUCCUAAAUGUUUUAACAAGCAAAAACUACAGAAUGUUACAAGAUGACGUAUCUGCUUGAAGGGUAGAAAUGUGCAGCCAUGCUCCCGGCUUGGAUGGUUGAAAUGUGUACAUGCUGUCCCGGUUUAAAUGGGUUAAGUAAGGGAGAAGACACAAAUAAGCUUGUACACAAAUAUAAUAGUUAUCUCAUCCUUUGGCAUUGCCUUUAGAUUACCAUCAUAAUCAGAAUGGACUGCUGGUAAAAGGAAGGUAUUUUUAUCGAAAGUUGUGGCUGUUGUCGCCUUCUAUUUUUUUUAUAAGACAGUUUGUGCCUUUAUUCUGUUAUGGGUUGACUGUACUUUGAGGGUGACAGAAUAAAAGAUAAAAAAUCUGAUAUUUCCAAAUAGUAACUGCUGAUGGGAUCAGACCCACAGCGCAAUAAAAGCUACAUCUCACCGGCACUCUUCACCCUGCACUCUACCCACUCACCCAUUAAUUUCUCUGUAAUCCAUGGGGUUGGUGUAGUAUCUGACAUGUUCACGGUUAUUCCUGUGUUUAAAAAGGGUCUCAAUUUAUGUUUCCAGACAAGAACAUCAUUCAUUACAGAUAAAGAUUAACUUAAUGUAAGACACGAGUUUCACAAAGCAUCUUUCGGAAGCCCGUCGGACAUUCUCGUAGAUGCAGCUAAACUAAGCUUGACAGUAAGCCUGCCUGGGACCAGGCUUGUCGCGCUGGCUGAGUUACCAUAGUUAUCAAACCACGCAUGCCCUGAGCCUCGUUUGUGGAACCUAACUCUCACUAAAGUUAGCAAGACUAACAGAAAUAAGCCAGGCUUUGAGCUAAGCUAGCUUCGUGGAAUACCCCGCUGAUGCAACACAAUGGUAAACAUGCCAUGUCUGAAAUGUUUGAAACCUUCAGCUGUAUGGGUGACGAGGCCUUAACGUGUUCGCACAGUGUUAAAUGAAUCAUUCUGGUAAAAUAGUACAGGCUUGGGUUUGUCACCAUAAUGACCAGGUGACGACUGAUGAAAUAUUUCAAUAUGUGUCUAAUAUGCCAAUGAAAACAUGAUUAAACAAAGAAGAGUCCACCUCACUCAUGAGAAAGUGUGAUAGUUCGAUAUUCAGUAUUUAAUUUUUUAUGACGAAUAUCAAAUAAAACAUAGAGGUGAUAUAACCUUAAAUUAAUGAUGUGAGUGUUUGAAACUCUAAACAUUUAUGUAGAAUCCAUUUUUUAAAUGCAUCCUUGUUCUUAUUUAUUCAUCAUGGUGAACAUUUUCCACAAAUAGUUUUUCAAUUGCAACUGUGAUAUGAAGCUGUUGAAAAAUAAGAGUUUAUUGUAUGAGUAAUAUUGUCCUAGUUCUUUCUAGUAAUAUGCAAAUUUCCAAAUCAAACCAUCAGUAUAAGGUAUAAAAGGAGUAGUUUCUCUCCAAGACGUUGUCUGAUUUCUCCAAAUCCAGCCUUAACUGAUCAUCACAGCAAGGUAGGAGUUUGGGUCUUUCUUCUUUUCACUGUAUUUGCUGCAUAUAAUCUUGGUUUGUUCCUCACUCUAUUUCAUAAUUUACUAUAAUGGAGGUAACCACGAUGUUAUUCCAUUAUAAUUGAAAAAGAAAAAAUAUCUUAAAGCUACAAGGAAAUUCUACAACUGAUCUGGAACAGCUUAUCACAGUCCUGUUUUUAUCUUAACCGUGAACCAUGUAUUAGCUAGAAACGCAUAUCCCUACAGUGUGAAAAUGUUUUUUAAUUUGAUGAGUUUUCUGUUACCCAAGAUCAAAGAUGGAUCUGCGGUAACAUUGAAGUCCUCACUAAGAUGAAACAUUGAGUAAUGACUUCCAAUAAUGUAUCUUGAGUAGACUGAAGAAAAAAAAAUAUUUCAAGUUUAUACAUGUACAAUGACCUUAGAUAACGCAAGUGUCUGUGAAAGAGUUUAACUCUUACAACCUCUGAUCUCUAUGCAGAUGACACUCACUCUUCAACUGGUUGUGCUCCUUUGCUUGAGCAGUGGACUGUGGAUGGGAGCAAAUGUAAGUAUUGCUUGAUUUUGAUGCUGCACCAUGGGCUGUACUGCAAGCUACAGAUGCUGGAAAAAAACAAGUAUAUAGGUGGCCCUUGAACUCAUUAAAGUUAGUAAAAAGCAUGUUUACAUUAAAAGAACUUACUUCCAUGCUAAGUCCUCAUUUAAUUAAUUCCAAAUUAAUCGAUGAACAUUGAAAAAGGAAAACAUCACAACUGAUAUGACUGUAAUUUAUGUGAAGUUAUACUUUUUGGUGAAAAUGAAUUCCGUUUUUAGUUCUGUUUCCUAAAAAUACCUUGUUAUUAUGAUUUAGGUUAAAUCUCUUAAGCAUUUAUCUAUUUGCUAACCACGUGUUUUCUUUAUUCACAGGCAAAAUGUCCAAAAAAAGGUUGGCAUAUUUAUCUUUUACUUUUGUGUACAAGACUGAAAAUACAGUAGGUAUAAUAUUGUGUCUACAGCCAAGCUUGAAGGGCUCUAUAGCUGUACAUCCUUAACUCAGUGAUCAACUCAAAGUUACUGACCAGUGUGUAAAGGAAAAGGCUUAUUUCAUCUUAAUGGGCAGAUGGCUAAAUAAUUUAACCAUUAUUAAAUGAUUAUCAUUAUUCUGUCUUACAUGACAUUUGUGUUUGUAGGGGACUGCUGUAUGGUUUGCCCUGAUGGGUGGAUGGAGCAUGACUCUCGCUGUUACACGUUUCAUGCUGGAGAAAAGGACUGGUGUGAUGCUGAGGUUCUUAAUACUAAGAUACUUGUGAUUCUGUAUUUAUUUAACAUCUUUGUUUUUAGAUAAAUUCGUAGGACCUCGGUCUGGUGUAAAUAUGAUUAUUUAACUCUAUUCAAUCAUUUUCAGUGUUUAUCCAAUGCUCCCUCUCCCCUUUUUACUGUCUCUAGUCCACUUGUGUGGCGCAAGGGGGCAAUUUGGUUUCCAUCCGUAAACCUGAAGAUGCUGACUUUCUGAGAGGAAAGGUGCAAGAGUUGACAGGAGAGAUCAAACGACUUUGGCUUGGAGGUUAUAAGGCGCAUAAGGUAAGUGACGGAUGUAUACUUACCAUUAUAAGAAAGAUAGGGCCUGUAAGAAAACACUACAUAGUUGAGGUCAAUAAACAGCAGAAAAAAAUGGUAGAUUUAUUUUUGGGAAACUGUUCCAGUAUUCUUCCCUUUUUCUUCCCUUGGUGGCGUUUGGUAACCUCUGAUCCAAUUGAGAUUUUCAGUAAUAAAAAUUAUUACAUCCUGAUCAGAUCUUUUUUGUUUUUCUCAGGAAACUUGCUGGAAAUGGAGUGAUGGCUCAGAUAUAACUGGCUUCACUAGCUGGGGUGAUGGUGAGCCAAACAACGUUGAUGGCAUAGAACACUGCAUGGAGCUGAUGCACACAGGUAUGAAUUUUCUGUUAUCGCUCUUUUGUGAUUUUUGAGAAAUCUUUUGGUUAUUUUGAAUGCAACAAACUACUUAAAGUCUUUUAGAAAAAGUUAUCUGUUCAGAAGGUUUAGCAACAGUUAUUUACAUGUUGAACUUAAGGAUGAGUUAUAACAAUCACCCAGAGUUUGAUCACUUGGUUAUUUGUGUGUUUUUUCUUACAGACGUCCAACCAAUCAACGAUGCUCCAUGUGAUGUCCUUAAAGGCUUCUUCUGUGCUAGAGACCUUGAAAUGCAACAAGAUUAAUGCAACAUCUUCAUUGAUCCGACUGGAAUUUACUUCACUGUCAUGUGAUUAAUCAAAAUGUUUGACAAUAAACAUUUCAGCAUUCAGUAUGGCGUCUUCUAUUGAUCUGCCCAACACUUACAGUCAUGCUUUUCCAACUAAAAAAAAUUCACAGAAUUCACACAAUAUAGACAAAAAUAAAUGGUUUUAAAACAACAUUUUUGGCACUUAAAUACAAACAGACAAGUCAGUAACAGGGGUCAAGUGGUUUCUCAUUAUAGGGACCUUUAAUGUCAGUAAAAUAUGUAAUGGUUCUACAGUUAUCAAGAGAUCAGCCUGAAUAACAGCAGUGGAUUAAUAGAAGCUAGCAAGUUUGGCUGAAAAAAUGAAUGGAUAUUUAGACUGCAUCUUUUCCAGGUCAUUGUUAUAAGCAAGCAAGUGAACCACUUGUAGCAAUGAAACUUGCAUGCCUGAAUGCAACUAUAAUUAUAUUAUUCAUACUUAUAAAACCAAAACUAGCACUAUGUAUAGCAAUUAAAGCAGAGCACAUUUGCACAUUGGGUUUGUCACAGCUGUGGGAUGUGGCAGCUGCAGCCUGACUACUGGGGACAGGUCUGCUCAAACAGUCCGACCGCAGCAAGAAGAAAGGACUUGUGGUAUCUCUCUGUCACACACUACGGGUGAAGAAACCUGUCACUGAAUGAGCUGCCCAGUCCUAUUACAGUGCUCUGCAGGGGGUGGGAAACAUUGCCAAUGAGAGAUGAUAGUUUAGCCAUCAUCCUCCUGCCCCUCAUCACUUUGACAGUGUCCAUAGGGCAGCCCAGAACAGAGCCAGCCCCCCUCAGCAGUUUGUUCAUUCUGUCCCUCUCUGUAGCUGUGAUGCUGCUGCUCCAGCAGACUACUCCAUAGAGGAUGGCUGAGGCCACCACAGAGUCAUAAAAGGACUGCAGGAGUGCUCCCUGCACCACAAAGGACUUCAGUUUCCUCAGUAGGUGGAGUCUACUUUGGCAUUCCUGUAGAGGGAGUUAGUGUUGUCAGUCCAGUCUAGUUUAUUGUUCAGGUGAAGACCGAGGUACUUGUAAGAAUCCACAAUCUCAAUGUCCUUCCUGGUGUGGGAGUGAUCUGCACCUGCAAAAUCUACCACCAGCUCCUUGGUUUUUCCUGUGUAGAUCUGGAAGAAGUUCCACUGAGACCAGUCCACAAAGUUCCGGUUCAGUUCUCUUUACUCCCCCUCAUCAUCAUCGGUAAUGAGGCGUUCAAUGUCUGCAUUGUCCAAGGACCUCUGCAGGUGGCAGCUUGUAAUUGGGUGGGUGAAGUCUGCAGUGUACAGGUUAAAAAGGAAGUGAGCCAAAACUGUCCCCUCUGGGGCCCCUGUAGUGCAGACAGCAGUGUCAGAAUAGAGUCACAGGCCCUCAUAAACAAACCUUGGUGAAAGGGUCUGGAACUGCUCAGUUUAUCCCAUUUAAAAGACGUAUGAGCUGCCUGAUGGGUCUUGCAAUGCCUGGCCAGAGAGCCUUUGGAAUUUCUUAAACAUUAUAAAUGUCUUCAACAGAAAAGAAAAUGUAAAUUCAAAAUCUUGCUCAUUGAUGGAAAACCUCCAAAUUUCAAGGUAUUAAUAACAUAUUUAUAACAGGAAAUAGGCUUUACCAAAACCGUAAAUUAUUUCACAAGAAAAAGACCUCUGCAGAAGACUGUACAUGUGCGAAGAUCUUUUCGGCACACAUACAGUACAGGCACAAGUGACGGCACAAGUCUUUGAAUUAAGGAAAUUAAGGAAAGAAAGGUCUCAAAAUAGUUCUGAGCUCCUUUUAUCUCUUAUGAGAGACCUCAAGCUGAAUUUUAGCCAUUAACAAUCAGGUCAUCUUUGUUUGUUCACAUAUCUUUAAAUGUACCUGGCAUAAUGAUUUUUAACACUGACUAUAUAAUGUCUGACCGAAUUUUUUUCUUUUGACCCCUCACUGAUAUGUACUUAUAUUGUCAUGCCUGAUCUAGACUCUGAGGUCAUCCCACUGCAUGCUUAACUCCCCAUGGGGUAGUAAUGCUUCUACACCAAUAAGUCAAACUAACUGUACCUUCUCUGCUCCUGAUGUGGUUGCUACCCCUUCUCCAUUUGUCUCAGUGCUGGCAGGCAAUGAGUUGUCCUUGCAGAUAUCACCAAUAACAUUGCGCAGGACAAGAAAAAAAAUAGACAGUCUGCCAACCUACAUAAAUGGAAAUAACUGCAACAAAUAAAAGGAGAUGAGGAAAGAGAGAAAACGAAUAGAAACAAACAACAAAUGUUAAUAGAGAUGUAUGCUUAGGGUGUCAAAAUCAGUGGAACAGGUAUGUGUACUAUUUAAAGGAAUAAUAUGUUAAUGACAAGAGGCUGGUCUUAAUUUAAUUAAUGGCAGAGCAUUUGUUAACAUGUAUUUUAUGUUGAGAUAUUGUUUUUGAGACAAUCUUUACUUUGUUCAUGUUUAUAUUUGCCUUGAGUGUAGCUUUCUUAUGACAAUACUUGUCCCAGAGGCUUCUUGUACAGACGUUUGCUGCCUGUGAAAGCCUUGCACACACUGUGAGUGAUUAUGGACUGAUCUGCUAUGACAGAAUUUUAAUCCACCAACUUUUGGCAUAGUUACAACUUAAAAUGGUCUCAGAAUUUUACAUCACGACAAAAUUAUACGUUUAAAUCCUUAGAAAAUAAAUGAAUGGAGAAAGUCAUUUAUAUAGUGCCAGAUGGCACAAUUAAGAUUAUUAGAGGGAAGCAGUACUGGCAAAAUACAUGACUGAAACAAGGUAGAUUUUAUGAAUUUAAAAUGAGUAUUUUAGAAAUUCUAUUCAGAGUUAUCCUAUGAAACAUCUAGGAUACUAAAUAUUUAUUUUGAGUACAUAGGAGACAUCAGACUUUCCUUGGUUGUUUAAAAGUAAUGAUCCCUUUAUUACCCACUCUUAACCCUCAAGUAAUUAAAAUAAGUGUUCAUUGACUUUAGGCAUUAAGUGUAAUGAUUGACUGAUGGCAAGGCCUCACUAACAGUUUUUAGGGUAGGGCGUUAAUUUGAUGAAUAUAGGCAAGCAUGAAUGUCACCUCAAUGAUCAGGAGAUGACUGAUUUCUUAGAGGGUGUAGGCUCAAGAUGCAAAUAAAGCGAUAAUUAAAAAAAGUAAAGGGCAUCAGCUUAAAAGCUUUUAAGUGUACUUCUUUAUGUGAAUUCCUUUUUUUAGAAUACAUCCUUGUACUUGUUUGUUCAACGUGGUGCAGAUUUUCCACUAAUAUUAUUUUAAUUGCAACUGUAAUUAAGGUUCUACCUAGUAAUAUGCAAAUUUCCAAAUCAUACCGUCAGUACAAGUAUAAAAGGAGUAGAUUCUCUCCAAGACGUUGUCUGAUUUCUCGAAAUCCAGCCUCAACUGAUCACCACGGCAAGGUAGGAGUUUGGAUCUUUCUUCUUUUCAUUGUAUUUGCUGCAUAUAUUCUUGGUUUUAUGGCUAACCCUUUUUAAUAAUUUACAAUAACAAAGGUAAAACAAGAUGUCAUUCCAUUAAAAUUAAAAGAGAAAUAUCUUCAGUGUACGAGGAAAUUCUAUAACCCAUCUAGAACUGCUUAUUGGUGGUCCUCAUGUAAAUCAAACAUUGAAUAAUGACUUCUAGACUGAAGUAUUUUUUUCCAUCUUUAUAGACGUACAAUGACUUUAGUUGACACAAGUGUCUGUGAAAAAGUUUAACUCUUACAACCUCUGAUCUCUAUGCAGAUGACACUCACUCUUCAACUGGUUGUGCUCCUUGGCUUGAGCAGUGGACUGUGGAUGGGAGCAAAUGUAAGUAUUGCUUGAUUUUGAUGCUGCACCAUGGGCUGUACUGCAAGCUACAGAUGCUGGAAAAAAACAAGUAUAUAGGUGGCCCUUGAACUCAUUAAAGUUAGUGAAAAGCAUGUUUACAAUAAAAGAACUUACUUCCAUGCUAAGUCCUCAUUUAAUUAAUUCCAAAUUAAUCGAUGAACAUUGAAAAAGGAAAACAUCACAACUGAUAUGACUGUAGUUUGUGUGAAGUUAUACUUUUUGGUGAAAAUGAAUUCCGUUUUUAGUUCUGUUUCCUAAAAAUACCUUGUUAUUAUGAUUUAGGUUAAAUCUCUUAAGCAUUUAUCUAUUUGCUAACCAUGUGUUUUUUUCAUUCACAGGCAAAAUGUCCAAAAAAAGGUUGGCAUAUUUAUCUUUUACUUUUGUGUACAAGACUGAAAUUACAGUAGGUAUAAUAUUGUGUCUACAGCCAAGCUUGAAGGGCUCUAUAGCUGUACAUCCUUAACUCAGUGAUCAACUCAAAGUUACUGACCAGUGUGUAAAGGAAAAGACUUAUUUCAUCUUAAUGGGCAGAUGGCUAAAUAAUUUAACCAUUAUUAAAUGAUUAUCAUUAUUCUGUCUUACAUGACAUUUGUGUUUGUAGGGGACUGCUGUAUGGUUUGCCCUGAUGGGUGGAUGGAGCAUGACUCUCGCUGUUACAUGUUUCAUGCUGGAGAAAAGGACUGGUGUGAUGCUGAGGUUCUUAAUAAUAAGAUACUUGUGAUUCUGUAUUUAUUUAACAUCUUUGUUUUUAGAUAAAUUCGUAGGACCUCAGUCUGGUGUAAAUAUGAUUAUUUAACUCUAUUCAAUCAUUUUCAGUGUUUAUCCAAUGCUCCCUCUCCCCUUUUUACUGUCUCUAGUCCACUUGUGUGGCGCAAGGGGGCAAUUUGGUUUCCAUCCGUAAACCUGAAGAUGCUGACUUUCUGAGAGGAAAGGUGCAAGAGUUGACAGGAGCGAUCAAACGACUUUGGCUUGGAGGUUAUAAGGCGCAUAAGGUAAGUGACGGAUGUAUACUUUCGGGAUCAAUUGAUCCAAUUGAGUUUUUCAGUAAUAAAAAUUAUUGCAUCCUGAUCUGAUCUUUUUUGUUUUUCUCAGGAAAAUUGCUGGAAAUGGAGUGAUGGCUCAGAUAUAACUGGCUUCACUAGCUGGGGUGAUGGUGAGCCAAACAACGUUGAUGAGAAAGAACACUGCAUGGAGCUGAUGCACACAGGUAUGAAUUUUCUGUUAUCGCUCUUUUGUGAUUUUUGAGAAAUCUUUUGGUUAUUUUGAAUCCAACAAAUUACUUUAAGUCUUUAAGAAAAAGUUAUCUGUUCAGAAGGUUUAGCAACAGUUACUUACAUGUUGAACUUAAGGAUGAGUUCUAACAAUCACCCAGAGUUUGAUCACUUGGUUAUUUGUGUUUUUUUUCUUACAGACGUCCAACCAAUCAACGAUGCUCCAUGUGAUGUCCUUAAAGGCUUCUUCUGUGCUAGAGACCUUGAAAUGCAACAAGAUUAA